Molecule: messenger RNA, 17332 nt
Organism: Pocillopora meandrina
Lineage: Eukaryota; Metazoa; Cnidaria; Anthozoa; Scleractinia; Pocilloporidae
Source: the annotation of a GenBank genome assembly
CCCAGACUUAUUCUGAUCUGCCAUGUGUUUGAAAGGGAAUGACUGGGUAGGACUCACUUCGGAGGACUUAAGACAUUUGUUAUUGUUGAGGAGAAAAAUUUACUUCAUACGAAUACUUUAUUUUAUAGGAUGACAUAAGGCCGAAACGGACUUGAAGUACUGUAAAACUGCUAAGAGUAAAUCAAAACAGGGCUUUGAAGAUCAAAGGAGGAAAAAAGGUAAAAGACGAACAGAAUGGGCUGAUGUAACUUUUCACGUGGCCUGCGAUGAAUUUCUUCUCGUCUGAUAUAGCGUUAAUCAAUGAAGUACGUAAGUGAAUCUCAAAAAACAUAGAAAUGUUUCGAAAUGUAUACUUCCCUGCCGUGCAUAAUGUCAGUUUGAGCUCCCCCUCGUUGCUAAGUUUGAAAUAUUUCCAAAUGAAAGUUACUGAUUAGUACCAGUUUUUUCACAGGGUUUUAUAGAUAGAUGUCACCAUUUUCUUUCACGGUGCCAAACUUUUUGACGGAAAAUCACAAUGCCUCCAUAUACGUGGUGUGACAAAGAGUGACGAUUGACACAUUAUAUUGCGUGACAUGGACAUCAGGACUCCGCUGGCUGAAAUACAACGACGUGUUCAAAAUAAAUUAUGACCUUCAAAUGUCACUCGCUUUUCGCGCUCUUGUCGAGAGUAACGAAGCACGGUUUGAAAGGUAGGAAUUGCUUCCCCUCGUAAAUCGAAUAUUGAUAUUCCAAAAUUUAUUAUUUAGACGAUACUUCUGCGUAUUCCUCGCCCUUGUUGUGAGAUGUGAUGUCACAUGGGCAAGUUCAGGCAAAAUCGCUAACUCGUGUACCGAGUGGCUAAAAGUUUGCGCGCGUAGUUCAAAUGAUGCAUGCAUUAGGUUCUCUCUAAAGCCUUUAAACUAAACAUUACAAGAAAGAAUGGGUUAGUCAAAUAUUUCCUCUUUAUUUUUGCUGUCUCUGGAUUGUUUUGCCCAAUUUUAAAGAGAAAUACGAUUUUCGCUCGGUUAUGGUUUAUUGUUUCCCCAAGGAAAGCUUCAAUCAGUGAACAAGAGAGCUUUAGUUUUUCGUAAUUCCUUAUUAAGCAAGAAAUUUAGCUUUGGAGCAGAUUUUUUCGUUAAUGGAAAAAGAUUAAUGCUAAAAAUAGUUAACAUAUUUCUUAAUUUAUUUAUUUCGCGAAAUGGUGUGAAUUUGCCACCAGAAAAUGUCAAUUACUUUUUGUUUAACAUCAGUAGAUAGGGAGGUUGUGCAAAUUGAUAUAUGUAUGAAGGCGUGAGCUCAUGUCUACCUUGUGGCCAACAAUUUAGAUGGUAGAAAUGUUAUUUUCAAUUUGAUAGGUACAUCUUGGGUAUCUGAAGGCCCCUUUUAUACAGUGUCUUACCCCCUAAAUUAAACCUGUUCUUGUACAUCUGCAGGCAGCCUAUCUAGAAAGAUGAUUGGAAAUAUUAGAAACGUUAGUACAUGUAAUGGAGUCAAUGGAAGCAAUGACCAUUCAGUGAACAGAAACAUCACAGUAAGUACAUGUUCAAGAUCAGUUUUUUUUUAUCAGUUUUUUAUUUUACUAUGGGUGAUGUAGUAUCAGAAUCAUACUUUCAUGUAUUUUAUCUGCUUUUUCUCAUAGAUUUGUUUUCUUAUUCAUUAAUAAUACAUUCCUGGUAAUCAGAGGAAGCUAUAAAAUUUAAACUUUUCUGUAUUGUACCAUCAUUACAGAGGGUAGCUAUAUCAAAAACUUUAAGUUCUCAUUGUGAGGUUUAUAGGAGAAAAGUUUGCAAUAUGUGCAUUUAAUGUUUAGGUGGCCAUAGAGGGAAACAUUGGAAGUGGAAAGACAAGUCUUUUGAAGUUUUUCAAGAAAAAUUCAUUGGUAGAGGUAUAUUUCCAAAAUCUUGUUUUAUAAUAAUUCUAAAUGAUUAUCCAGUGAACUACUUUUUUUUUUUAUAGAGGAUUGAAAAAAAGAAUGCUGUCAUUACUGAGAAAUUUCUGCCCUUUUGAGGUGCAUAGAAAAAAAAUAAAAUAGGGUAUAUAAAAACACAGAAAGCUAUGGCAAGUGAUUUUAAACCCAAGAACCCUAGUACCUUGGAUACCAUGAAUGUCUAACUUAAAAUAGUAAUUGUUAGCCAUGUUUCAAGAUAGAAUAAUUCAUAAAAUAUUUUGUUUAAAGUUUUUAUAAGAGCAUUUUGUCCCCUAGGUUAUUGAGGAACCUGUGAAAAAAUGGCAGAAUGUUGAUGGAAAUAAUACUUUGGUAAGAAAAUAGCAUUAUAUAACCCAGGUGACUCCAUUUUUUAGACUUCCAAGAAAUCAAUAAAAAUGUGUUUAAUCAUGGUAAUUGAAUUGACUUUUAGGAACUUAUGUAUAGUGAUCCAAAGAGAUGGAGUUACUUGUUUGAGUCCUAUGUCCUUCUCACUAUGAUGCAAGUUCACCAUAGACCCCAGGUAAUAUAAAGUUGAAAUACUUUGCCCUACAAUCAUCAGUGUAGUUGAAAUUUAAUUAAUAAGAAAAAAAACAUACAUGUAACAUUUUGAUAAUUUUGUCUUCUUAUUUUAGACUACACCUGUUAGACUACUUGAGAGAAGUGCAUAUAGUGCAAGAUACUGCUUCAUGGAAAAUCUCCAUAGAAGGUAAACUGAAACAUGCAAUUAAAGGUGAAAAUAAUCUUUUCAAAAUCAUGUGAAAAUAGUGCAAUUCCAUUUAAUUAACUCUUGACUGCUCUUAAGUUUAGCAAAGGUAGUCUUGGCCAUCAUCAUUGCACAUUUGUCCUUGUUGUUACUCUAUUGACAAAAAAAUUUUUGUUGUGGGUAAUAUAUGCCAAUUCUUAUUGUAGAUCAUUAUUUUGACUAUGAUUAUUAUAAUGUUUCUUGAUCGGCAGUUGAUAACAGGCACCUAAAUGUUUGUAACAAUCGUUGGCUUUCUAGCACUUGAUAUCUAACAUAUUUUGUUCAGUAUUAUUCUUCUGAGUGCAACAAAAGAAAUAAUGGAUGUGCUGUAUCUGCUUGAAAGCUAACAUAAAUUAUUUUGAAAUGUUGUUAUUCUAUCAUUGGUCUAUGUGCUGUUGUAGCCUCUGUUUCAGAUAUUAUCUUGUUAUGUAUUUAUAUACCUUUUAUUUUCUUUUAAAUAGUGGUAUGUUGUCAACAGUAGAGUAUACAAUCUUCCAAGAGUGGUUUGAAUACCUUAUGACAAAUGAAAAGCCUCAGAUAGAUUUAAUAGGUUUGUACUUGUCACUUUUUUCUCUUUUUUGUUUACUGCAACAUUUGCAUUUGAUUUGAAUUCAUAAUUUGUAAGCAAGAGCCAACUUCUUACCAGUCUUCCCUUCAAUAAAAAUUUAUUAUCAAGAUUCUUGAUACAUAAACAGGAAUUUUAGAGAGCCAAGAUGGUAUUAUAAUAGUGGUGAGACCACUUACUUGCGCCCCUUGGACUUACAUUCAGUUUUUCAACUUGGUGUCACAAGGGGAGUGCCCCUUUUUUUCUCUCUCAUAGAGUUUUACCCAGGUUUAUCUAGUUUUCCUACCUCCACAAAAAAUCGACCCCCCUAAAAUUGCAGUUUGACUCAGAAACAUUCAAAAGGAGUCACAUUGUGGCUGUAGUUAUUUUAUUUAAUAUAUGUAGAUUACAUAUUUUGUUAAAUUCCAAGUCAUAAUGAUUUGUAAUUUAACUUUUUCUUAUUGCAACAUCACUUAUAUUAAUUUUUCAAUAUUGUUUUUGGACUCCCAUAUACUCUAGUAUAUCUCAGAACAUCACCAGAGAAAUGUAUGGAAAGAAUAAAGAAGAGGAGUAGAGAUGAGGAAAGUUCAGUGUCAAUGGUAUGUGUUAUGAGCAGAUCCACUCAUGGCAGACUUUUAAAAUGCAUUACUGAUUUUUUUUUGCUAUUCCCUGUGUGACAGCAACAUGCAUUGAAUAUUUAAGGGAGGAUUAAAUCUUUAAAUUGUCAAAAUGUUUAAAUAAUACAGAACUAGAGCAAAAUUCUACCUGCAGUAUUUUCACUGUUGCCUGCAUUUUAUGCACACUUAAUGAUAGAAAGAAUAUCUAUACACUGUAUGUUUCUAGUCUUUUCUGUAGAGGGAUUAACUGUCAACAAUGGAAAAACAAAAAUCUAGCUCAUAUAUAUACAAAUGAGACAGAUGGGUCAAGUCUAUGUGCAUGUACAGCUGUAGGCAAAAUUUAGAUGUGCAUAUUUUCAUUUAAACAUGUACACAUUUAUGUGAUAACUUAUGUGCAUUUUUUGCGCUUUUUGUGGUUAAUGUUUAUGUGAGGGGUACUGUACAUGUAGGUAAUUGGACUAGACUCAUAGAGUUGAUUUCCCUUCUUACAGGAACUUUUAAAUUCUUUGCAUGAAAGAUAUGAAGAAUGGCUGGUGAAAAAGAGCAAAUUCUCCCUGCCUGCUCCAGUAGUAGUAAGUUCUUUCACAACCUGAUAUUAAAUGUAUCAUUUCUGUGUGGUGGAACUAGCCAUCUAGCAAGGGUUGGGACAUUAAGAUGUACAGCAAUGAGGACAGUAUUUUAUAAGUUUAACAAUGCCUGGGUUUUCCGUUUUAAAUUUGAGAGUAUUACCAUAUGGUCACCAGGUACUGAAAAAAUCCUUUCUCUUUGCUAACACUUCUUUUUCGAUGAACAAAGUACUCAUCAUGUACUUGAAAUGGUUCACUCAGUUGUGUGCUAGAUAAUUUUCAGUGCAUCAUAUUAAUUUUUGUUAUACAAGUCUUGCAAGAAUCACUUUGGUUUGGUUGAUUGUGCUUGAUUUCGAUAGAGAUGUCCAGCUUCAAACUUGGUCGUUAGGUGUUGUGUUCUCAUAGUAAACAGGGGUUAAGGGGAAAGUGACCAACUGUCAUUUAACCUGACCUAAUGUUAGUCCAGGAGAAUAAAACAAUAGACUUGUCACCUUGUGAUCUAUCAACUGGUGUUCUAUCACUGGUGGUUAAGUCACCAGGUCACCAGGAUGUAACCUUCAUUUUUGAAUAGAGAAUUUACUUACAUUUAAGUUUAAUUAACCAAAAAACUUUUGCUUUUCUCUAUUCUAGGUGGUAGAUGGCAAUAAAAGCUUAACUUAUAUGUUCCAGUUUUAUGAAACAAAUACUCAGCUUCUUUUGGGUAUUAAUGCCUCAAAAACAGAAUAAUACUGACAACCAAUGCUUUAGAAAGUUUUAUUGUUAGAGGUUAACCAUGUGUAUUUCACUGCAAUUUGUAAAUAUCUAUUGCUAAGCAUUUACAUGUGUACAAAUGUAUAAUCAGUGCUUUGGAUGCCAUUCAGCAGUUUCUACAACCUGUUAUGAGACAAUUUUCUUUUAUGGCAAGAAAAGGAAGAUCAGCCACCUCCUCGUUUAAUAAGAGAAGGGGCUUGAAAGCAGGUUAUGGUUGAAUCAGUAUAUGCAUUUUAUCUCUUUUAACCUUCAAGUAUCGUAGAUUGUGGUAUAUUUUUUCUUUUGAACAAUAGUGAAAGAGAAGCACUUUGUACGACUAUUUAUGAAAAUGGCAAUUUUUAAGUCAUAUUUUGUAACCAGUAAUGCCAUAACUAUUUGAACCCAUGGAAUUUGUAAAGUUCUGUUACAUUGUUAUAAACAAGUAAUUUGUUUAUGAAUUUUAGCAAAUAAAAUUGGAUUUAAAAUCACAAUGAACCCUGAUUUCAUUCAAUCCCUCUCUUGCUUUGUUUUCAAAAACCCAAUUUGUUUCUGAUGGAAAGUAUGAUGCAAAGCUCUAAUUUAUUCUUUUUUCUAUUUUCUGGUAGUAAUAGGAUCAGAUUGAUGUAAAGUAAGUGCCAUGUUAAUUUUGAUGGAGUGCUAAGAUUAAAAACUAGGCGAAAGCUAUCUGAGGGGAUUUUCACGCAAUGCUUCAAGUCUAAUGCAUGGUAGGGAAUCUAGAACAUCACUAAAUUCAAUCAACUUACACUGGUUUGAGCGAUUGAACUUAGAAACUGGGCCGAGUUUUUGUUGUUCCAGACUUCUCACGUUCACUAUUUUUACUUUCCCGCCACAAUUUGAUUAUUUUCUUCCAUUGUCGCCAUAUUUCUUCUCGCUCGGCACUUCGUUAUUUGAAGGUAAGUUAACCAAACCAUUGAUGUUUAUACGCAUUCUACUGUUGUAAGAUUGAUUGCUUUAGUGAAAUCGGCUGCGCUGAUGUGUUUAAGUUUUGAAAAAGCGUGACUUUCAGUUCUUUGUUUCGGACUGGAGUGAAUCGGUUUAGAGUUGGAGGCGAGAACACCAGCUUCUUGUCGCGAUCGCAGUGGAAUGUUAAGGCUAGCGUAUGGAAUUUGAAGGCCAUUAGAACGAUAUCACUUCUAUUUCCAUACAUACAAUGUCUAUUCGAGGUAAUCCUCCUCAAAACAACCUGAAUUUACUUGUAAUUCCGUUUCUCUCACAGAAAUAAACAUUUGUAAUUUGGCGCUUUCCUCGGAUUUCUUCAACAAUGCUUAGUUAUACGGAUUCUUUGGUAUCAGAGUGUGCAAUGGAAGAAGAUACACGGGAAAGAAAUAUUACGGUACGACUUUUACGUUGCUGUCAUCUUAUUUUUAUCCUAACUACAAGCUAAUUUUGAUGAAAAUUUAUGUAUAUCAAGUCUUUCCUUUCACCUGUCCUCCAUUAAAUAAAAAAUCUAACUUUUUUAUAGGUUGCAGUAGAAGGCAACAUAGGAAGUGGAAAAACGACUCUUCUCAAUCAUUUUAGACAUCAUUCCGAGGUAGAGGUUAGUAUAAACCCACUACCUUCGACAUUAGUCUGGCAUUACAUCUCAUCGUAAGUUUCCAACAGGAUAUUACCCAAAUUUUCUUUGCUAAAUUAAAAUUGUAUUGUUGGUGUAGAGUGUGUAGUAUGAGCAUUAAGAUAAAUCUGAGAAAUUAUAUAUCCUGCCAAGAAAAUCUUAUCAGAUCAAUCUUACAGUUAAUAAAAAAUUUCUGAAAUAGCAAAAACUCAUUUAAUUUAUUUACAGCCAAAUAAAAUGAAACAAAUUUAAAAUAAAACUAAAGGUUUUUCUGUCAGGGUUUCUUAACCCAAGUACCAGAACAGAUAUUUACACCAGAUUUGUUUAAUCCCAGACAUCCUAACUGCCCUUUUGUGAACUAAAAUUCCCUCUCUUUGAUACUGCAUAGGUACUGGAGGAACCUGUCGAUAAAUGGAAGAAUGUUGGUGGCAAAAAUCUUUUAGUGAGUUUAUACUGUAAUUUUGGUAUUGCAUCCAUGUAACCCACAAGCUUUGUCCUAGUUUUAUAGCAUUGAAUUAAGUUUAUCCGUUUAAUGGGACAGCAACAGCCUCUUUACAGGACCAAUGGAAAAACCUUUUUUUUCUCCUGACUCUUGAUUCAAUUGUUUCACAUAGUACUUUUUAUCAUUUGAUUUGCAAAUAUUUUUAUUUUCUUGGUGCUUGUGCACUACUUUAGCUUACGCUGUAAGUUUUAUAUACAUUUUCACUUUAACACUUCCUUCCUCUCCUAUUGAAAAGGAGUUGUUUUACACUGACUGUCAACGGUGGAGCUACUUGUUUGAAUCUUAUGCUGUUCUUAGCCUCAUGAAAAUUCACAAAAAACCCCAUGUGAGUAAAAGAUACUUGAAUUUAUUAAUUAUGUUGAUUUAUUAUUCAUUAUUAAUUAGUGAUUUGAAUUAACAGGAUGACAGCCUAUGAUACUUUUAAUGUGUUUUAAAAUGACUGUCAUUGUGGUGAUAUUAUUGUUCAAGGAGACGUGUUUGUUUUAGUACUUAAAAAGACUUCUUCCAGGCAAAUACACACCAGCAGACUUAUUAGUUGUAAUUGGCAAGUCAUCAUUUGUUUUUUUAGCUUGGCCUCUGUGUGCCUAUAAUUUUGAAGAAGUUAAAAUUUUUGCCAUCUCAUUCAUCAGGUUACACCAGUGAAAAUGAUCGAAAGGAGUGUCUACAGUGGCUACUUUUGUUUUGAGCACAAUCUUUGUAAAAGGUGAUUGCAUAUUUUAGAAUUUUCCAUAACUUCUUGAGACUCACUCUCUUUCACUCCAAAAGCAUUCACCAGCCAUCCUGAAAGAUGGAUGUUAAAAAUGGCUUUCAUUUUUACAGUGGCAUGAUGUCCAAAGCAGAACACUCUGUUCAUAAUGAGUGGUUCAACUGGAUAACAAAGCAGCAGCAACCUCAUCUAGAUCUAAUCAGUAAGUUUUUUAAAUUUCCAUAUAACAUCAACAAGAGAAAUCAUGAUACAUUCCAUGAUCGUGAUCAUCAUAACUACAAGUUGUCAUUUGUUUUAAAGUACAACAGUAGUGUGAUAUCAAUAUGGGUGGUUUGUCUGUGAUAAUGUUGCAAUAAAUUUUUCACCCAGUUUACCUAAAGACAUCUCCUGAAACCUGCAUGGAAAGAAUAAAGGCAAGAAAUCGAAGUGAAGAAAAGACAAUCCCUAUGGUAGGUUGUGUGUAUUGUUGUUGUUUUUUUAUAAGAUUUUUGUAUUGGAAAUUUUACCAUACAAUUCUUAUUAAUGUGCCUGUAACUUAUCUGUUCAUUUUCAAAUACACAUCUACGUGUAAAAUACUCUGGGGAGAAGAAGAUUGUGUGUUUUUGAUGAUUUUUGAGAAAAGAUUGCUCUAAAUAAAUUCUUCCUUUCUUAAAAGUUUGUUUGAUGAACCAUUACAAACACAAUUUUCUUAUUUAUAAUUAAUUACAUCGUUUUAAUACCAUACGAACUCCCAGUCGAGCUGAGAGUAGGUUAACAGCAACCAUAAAUGUUUUUAAAAUUUAAGAUAAUUGCAGAAGGGUUCCUGAUUGGCAGGAGGUGUACUGUGAUUGAAUCUUAUUAUUUGUGUCCUCUCCUUCUUGUUUACAGGAACUCCUAAAUGCAUUACAUGAGAGACAUGAAGAAUGGCUAAUUCAAAGAAAGUUUCCAGUUCCUGCUCCAGUUAUGGUGAAUAAACUAUUAUUUGCUAAUGCACAUGUAGAUUCUUUUGUUUUACAAAAACUGAAGAACUAGGAAUAUUGGAGGGCAACUGAACUCAAAGUUGAAGUAAACAAACUAUAAUAAAGUUACAGCUGGUUUCAGUUUGCAUCUGAUAAGCUUAGAAGUAGAACAUACAGUAGUUACUCAUAUCUAAUGCAAUCCCAGAUUUCCCUGAAUACGAACAGGUACAGUAACAGGUUGGUGUCUAGAACCUCAGUGGCUCAUGUAUAAACUUUGCUUGGGUAUCUUAAGAUCCUUAUGGAAAUUCCUGCUUUUGCCUGAAUCAUACACUUCUUUGUAAAUAGUUAUUAUUAGUAGUUAUUAUUAGUUAGUUAUUAUUAGUCACCACAGAAGUAUUCAGUUUUACAUCAAGAUCAACCUCUUGGUCUGAUUGUCUAUUUGUUGUUAUUAUCUGUUUGCUGACUGAUUUAAAAGUUUUUAAAUGUUAUUUUCAGGUUGUAGAUGGAAACAGAGAUCUUGAUGAGAUGAUAACUUUUUACAAGAAAAAUGACCAGUACAUUCUUGGAAUGAAACAAUGGCCACAGUUACACUCUCUACAACAACCAGUAUGUUAAGAGCACACCAAAAAACAUGAACAAGAAUGUAAUAUAUAUUUAUGUUAUAUGUGUUUCAGCCAAACUAUACUCUGGAGAAGAGCACUUUGUACAUCUAUUUUUUAUGAACACAUGAAAUUAAUCAAUUGCUGUUGCUUCUUUUGUCUCAAAUUUUUUUGUUAAGCACUUACAAGCUGGGUACUACAUUACAUAGUUUCAAAAGUUCAAUCAAAAUGAGCCAAAACAUAGCAUUUUAUCUAAUAUUUUCUUAUGUAACUGGUUAAGUCUACUACAGUAGUAAGGCCUGGUAGUAUUUGAAUUUUUGUUAGGAGUAUUUGUAUUCAUGUAGCAUUUUAAGGGUGCACUGUGUUUGGCAGAUUCUACUGUUUGUAGAUUUUAAAAAAUUGUAUUUGCACAAUCUGCUACAAGCUAUGACAUACAAAAUGUAAUUAUUUUCCACGCUUUUCAAGAAUAGUGGGGAAAGAAUGGAAAAAAUAAAUUAUUAAAUAAAUAAAAACAAAAUACCAGUAGCUUUCAGUAGUUUAACAAAGUGAAAAAUGAGUCACUAAACCCAGAAAUAAAGUUGUUUUGUGAUGCAGACUACUUCUAGUUGUAAAGACUAUCUAGUUAUUUUAGUGGGGACAUGCCUUGCACAGGAAUUUUGGUCAUGCUUCAUCUUAGCUUAUGGUCUUUUCUCUCCUAUACCACCCAACUCAGUUCUUUAAUAAGUAUAUAUUUUCUGUAUUUAUUUAUAUAUAUAUAUAUAUAUAUAUAUAUAUAUAUAUAUAUAUAUGUAUGUGUGUGUGUGUGUGUGUAUAUAUAUGUGGGUAGAGUCUACCUUGGCAUAAUGCUGUGGUGGCAGAGCUGAGUAUAUAUAAGUGAAAGAAUCAAGGAGGACGCAUCGAUUCUCUGUUACUCUGAGUUUCGCGCCUAAGCACUCAUCAGACAGAACUUUAUUCAAUGAAGAACAUACCUCCUUAUAUACAAAUUAGAUAAGUAGCUAAUUAAUUCACUAGUGUGAUGAUCUGAUCUACAUGUGAAAUAAAGAUUCUAUAGAGUUAUUGUUGGCGGCUUGUGAAAUUUGCUAAGUAAAACUUAUUCUCAUGGCAACAUUUAGAAAUGAGUUCUGUUCUUUUGUUUAAUAAAGAUGGCUUUUUAGCUCUAAUUAAAUAAAGUUUUUCUGUGAGGCACAAGUAGCACGGCUUGCUUUUGUUGCUGUAGGCCGGGGUGGUCGCUAAAAUACUCCAGUUUAUUGUAAAAUUGGUGUUGUUGUCUUUGAGUGUCCAGAUAUGCUUUGAUAGUUCCGUGCUGUUUGAAUAGUUUCUGCUUCGAAAAGAAAGUUUGUGUUGUGUGUAACGUUGUUUAAGACAGAAAAGUUCUGUCUGACCUAUUGUAUAAAUUUAACUAGCCUUAGUUUACCUAACUUUGUACUGAUGAAGCCCUUACCAGCAAAACGUUUAGUACCAAAGUAUAUAAUAUUUGUGCCUCUCAAAGUCUAAUUUUUUCUCAUAUGCAUAUAUGUAUAUGUAUAUAUAUAUAUAUAUAUGUAUGUAUUCUGCAUAUUUCUAUUUGUUAACUUGUGUUAUUUAGUAAUUACCAAUCAGAUAUUAAUGGCUGAUUGAGUUGUAAAACCAAAAAAGAAAAAAAAAAUGAAAAGACAGUUUGUCCUAAAACCUUUUCAACCUUACCCUUCCACAAAAAUAAAAUAAAUUGAUAUAAAUCAGUUUUCUCAGUAUUUUCAAUUUCAUGGUAUUUGAUAUAUCCUAGAAUACUUAUUUGUACACUGUAUUGAGAAAAAGAGUAUACUUUUACUUUAGUCCUUCUUUUUACUGUCGUCGUCGGUUUUACAGUUAUCGAUGUUUGGACAAAAAGGCCUUCAAAAUUUGAAAAAUGUACUAAGGGGUACUUUGUGGUCUAACCAAAUCUUACAUUAUUUUGCAAACGCAAAUGGGCGAAGCCGUCAGAACAUCUGAUCAGCGGAAGCAUCACAUGAGAUGUUUCAUAGUAUGUAAGAGUUAUUUCAGUCGUUCAAGAAGGACGCCGCCAAAACAUUAAAUAAUUCAACAGUGGAGAUUUUUAGAAACUACAUCUUUAAAUAUGUUCAAAAGCAAUCAGGUUUUUCUAGCCAGCUAUUUCAAUUUACUUCGUUCCUGUCACUGUGUAACUAAUAUUAACAAUAUCGGUGGAAAGACCAAUUUGAUGCAAACUUCUAAGAUGUUCUCGACCGCAGCUGAUUUUUUAAAAAUAGGAUUGUUAUCGUUAUCAGCACCAAGAUGUUCUUCUCUUUGUUUCCACGGACUAAAAGAACGUAAUGGUAAGUACAGUAGAUAAAUCUGAAGGAGGAAUCCUCCCUAUAUUUAAUUCUAAGUUCCCUUUAUAAGAAAUCAUUUUCAUCCGGCAAAUUGUGACCUCCAAGGUAAUACGCGGUUGAUUUUCCAUCGCGUGCUUCCCAUAAGGCUUUUACGUGACCAAAGUACGUGAACUUGUUUAAACCGGUGGUACUGCAUCUAUGUAAUCACUGUCAAACUAAACCAUCAGCCUCCCUCAGCUUUGUCUGAAUUUGUUCAUUGGCAAGCAAUAUAAUUUUCUUCCCCACCCCAGAGGUCUUUGGGGCUGUGUGAUGAUAUUUGCAGCCAGGGAGGAUAGGAGAGGGAAUAUAGAUAAGCAGGAUCUGGUUUGGAGUGGGGUAUCAUUCACUGGGAAGCUGGAAAGUAUUUUAAAGGACCAGUAGUACAUUCUAGACUUAUAAUUGUGCUGUUCAGUGCUCUUGCUCCACUGGGUUCAUGAUUUCCCCAGACAACAUAUUCUCCUUUUACUUUUAGCAAAGGUCAAACCACAGCAUUUAAUGAUCAGAAUGACACUCAGCAGGGAGAAUUACUUAUUUGAUCUUGGGAGCUUAAGGUUAAUGCUCUUUUAUUGCAGGCAAGGGCUGCUGGAAAAGAUCGAGUUCAAACUCUUCAUACAUCACACCCAGCGGGGUUAGUUUUCAUUUUGAUACUCACAGGCUGGUCAGAAGACUCCAGGAGAAUGGUUAGUUGAUCAGUCAAUUACACUUGCCAAAUGUUAAGCAAUGCAUGCUCUUUUUGUAGGAAUCUAUGAUGUUAUUAAUGAUGACACUCUGCAUUAAAUUAACUUUUCAUUUUUGCUCAAUUGUGAUAUCAUGAAUGAUAAUAGCUAGAAGUAUGUGGUCAUUUUAUAUAGGGUAAUUUAGUAUUAUCAACUGAUUUGAUUGUGUAAAUUGCCCACCAUAAAGAGUUGCAGAUGUUUCAAGUACUAGCCCUUUAUCAGAGCAAAUGGUAGUGUUUUAUAGUUGUUGUGUUAUACAGUUGAUGAUCUACUGGUUGCUACCUAUAGGAAUUGUAGCUUUACAUGAUAUGUAUUGGCUUGCUAAUGAGUGUAGGGUGUGGCAAGGCUCCUUGAAGAUUGGGAGAGUAGCCUUGCAAGGGGCAAGGGAAAAGCCACCAGAGAAUGUGCUACAAAUGGUAUGGGCUUAUUAUCUGUUAGGGUUUAUGGAAAAUCUCGUCAAGACUAAUAAAAAUUAAAGUGUUGGAAGAUGACUUAAUUUGCUCUCUGAUGUAUAGCUUUGAAGAAAUUAUAGGUAGCAAUUGACUGUAAAUUGUAUGAUAUUAUGAUAUGUAGGGUGGCAAUUAUUCUUUCAAGCAGUUACCAUUGUGGAAGACACUUUGUGGCUGGCUUGUAAGAAGCCUAUCACAAGGGUUAUGGUGCAAAAAGCAAAGUUGCCAGCUGGGCCUGCUAGGAGCCUGACACAAAAGCUAAGACCCUCUCUGCCAUCAUUUCUUGUUUUUUUUUUUCUAGCCACUCCUGUUACAGCUUAUAUGAGCCUAGCCUACCCGCAGGCUAUUUUACUUUAUAUAUAAAUGUUUUUCCUUUAAUUUUCUCUUUAAACAUGUUCUUUCAGGAUUUACAGAGGCACAAGCUGAGAGCUUGACAACAUCUUUGGUGGAUAUAAUUACAUCAAGUGUUCUUAGUGUAACAAAUAGCACUGUGUCAAAGAUUGAUCAGGUGAGUAUGGUUUGGUUGCAACAUAAGAACUGUUUGUGUGACUCAUUCUCAUUUUUGAGGGCAUCAGUUUUCUCAUGAGGGGGGGCACAAAUUGAGUAUUCCCUCAGGCCACUUGAUAGUAGCUACUUCUUGCAUUAACUCUUUCACCUCAAAGAGUGACUUGCAUCUAAUUUCUCCUUACAAUAUCAUCCCAGAAUAAGAAAAUGUACAGAGAACAGUAUGGAGAAUAUUCAUGCUGAUGUUAGGGUGUAAAGGAUUUGAUCACCUAAAACAUCAGCAAAUUACUAGUUGUUCUGUCCAUAACGAUAGAGCUUUGUUCCUCAUUCAGUAUGUGACAUCCUCAUCUUCAAGGAAAGGAACACCAGUCAUAAUUACUGAAGUUAUGCAUAAGAAGGCUUUUUGGAUGUGAUAUCCAAAUCGGAAUUGUGAAAUUGGGUCUCCUAAAGAAAAAAGAUAAACCUCAAUUUUAUUCUUUUCCCUUUCAGUACUCAGACCAGAAAAAAACUUUGUUGAAGUUCACAUUCUUCUGGGCUUUAAAUCUAUUUGCUUGAGUCUUAUUCCAUUUUGUGGAUGCAAUACUAAUGAAUAGCUGUGGUUCUGUAAUAUUGUGUUCUUUUCAUUUCCAGGAAAGGCUUGAAGUCAAAUUUAAAGGCCUGGUUGAUUCAGUCAGGUAUAAGCACUUUUUUCCUUAAUACGCAUUGCUUAUAUCAUAUAGCAUCUCAGGUGUAUUGUCUCUUUGUUCGUUUGUUGUAUUACUGGUAAGUGGAUUUUAGGUGAAUGAUGUUAAACUCUUUAUUUCCCCUCAGAAAUGAGAUGUUCCUUCUCGAACAAGGAAAAUUUGCUCGUAUUCAAGAGGAAAACCAGGUACAAAUUGGAAAAAGUGAGAUUUAAUAGUUCGUAGUAAUCAAUAGGAGAAGCUACUGCAUUUGUCAUCAGAUUAUCAGUGUACACUUUCAACUCAAUCAAGUCUGUUUAAAGGGGGUAAGUUUCCAGAGAAACUGUGGUGCUGCGUCGGUUGAGGGUAUUGCGAAAUAAUUUGGUUUUAUCAACUAAGUUGAUAGUGUUAAUUGGUCACCGUAAAGGGUUUCUGAAGCUGGCGCUUCCAUCGUUAGCCCCUCGUCAAAGCGAAUCGCGUUUAGUCAACGCUUGAAACGUGAGCUUUAGAAUCUCUUUACGGCGGCCAACUCAGCGUCUCAACUCAGUUGAUAGAAAAAUUAUAAUGUCUGUUUAGAAUACGAGAAGUCCCCUUUUCCGACGCGAUUCGUCUUGCGAUACCAAACAAAUCAGCGAAGGCCAUUUUCCGCGCUGUUUUGCCGCUCGUCCAAGGGAUCUCCAAAACGCAGUAACAUGCUUUGGCUCGCAGAAAUCACACGAGGAAUACGUGCCAUCGGAAUACAAUACACCGCAUUUCAAACAGAGUUCUGGCUAAAAAUUACUUCCUUCCUCACGCCACGCGCCUUUGUGGCUCUGAUAGAAAAUAUGGACUGCUCGUGGUCAAAUGUUUGUGAAAGAUGGUUGAUAUUGAACUGAAUUUGCUAUUUUUCUUUUUCUUGUUUAUUAGAAACUAAGAGACGAAGUUAAAUCCCUCAAAGGAAUUUUACAGGUAGAAACAGCAUCAAUGAUUUUUUACAACUUCUCAUUAUAGUCAAUAUCUUGGAUUUCAAUGACAUAAAUCAAGUUCUGCAUCUGAUGAUGUUGCCCCUUCUAGGACGAGGUGGCAAAACUCCGAGGCGGAAUGGCACUAGAUUUCAGCCUGGAAAAGAGUCGUAUCAAAGAAGAGGUUUGCUCUGAAACACUUCUGCACUUGCCUUGUGUUUGGUUCCAGUUGAACGUUUAAAGUAAAUUUGCGUCCCUGUGCGAAUUACUUCGAGUCUACUCAUAAGCGUCUCAAUUCUUCUGAACUGCUUCAUUUCAGCUUGCACAACGAGACCAGAAAAUUAAGGACACAGAAAACAGAAUAGAGACUGAGGUAAGGCUGGCUGAGAACGUCUGCUAUUAUUUCUUAUUGUAAUGUUGCGCGUUGGUAACAGAUGGAACAAUUUUCAAUUGAGUGUCGAAAGUAAUCCGAUUGGAUUAAAAGUAAUUGGGAUCGCUUUGGUUUUACUAAACCUUGCUCAGUGAUUGGUCCAGAAAACACGAGCUAUCCUCUCAAUCAAUCAGAUGCAAAACUAAAAACAAUUCCCGCGCAUCAAGCAGUUUUCUUGUUUUCACUUUGAGGUUUCAUUUGCGAAUGAUAGUGUAAACCUCUGUUCUUAUCGGAUAACUCUGGUUUUGGUUUUCGAAAAAAAAAAAACUGUUCUAUUUAGCUUUGCUUGAUAUACUGGUUUGUGAUUAAUCUAGGUAGCCAAACUGGGGACACAACUUGAAGCGCAGAAGCUGGAUUUAAUCAAGUACAUUGUCGGUAAGAAGCCAAUAUUAUCCUCGUUGGUUAUUCGCUGUUUUGCAGUUGUUUUGCUACGAAAAAACUGGGUGCUCACGUACCGACGACUUUUCUCGCGGCGUCGAAUUCUCAUAACAUCGCCCUACUCAAGGGCAUGGGUGGCAUCUCUCAGGCGAUCAUUUGGCGGUGUUUAAAAAUGGUUUGUUUUCACUGCAACUGCGAAUUUACAGACGCUUUUUGUGGAAUAAUUAUAUUGGAGGUCACCAUGACUCGAUGUUAUGAAGAAAUUCGCGCAUUCGUCAGCUCCCUAAGACUAGAUGACCGUGACUAGAGAAUGAGAGACAACUGUUUGUUUUGAGAUAUUUGCCCAAGUGAUACGUUUGUGAACUGGUGGGUCGAUAUCUAGAGGGGUAGGAGAGAGGUGGGGGGUGGGGGGUGCAAUUGACUGUACGGUUGUAUUCCGCCCGAGAGCUAUAGUGUUUUUCAAGCUGGAUGUAUUUAUAUAGCAGAGAUUUCACAUGUUGAAAAUGUGAACGAGCUUAUCCUCAACUGGGCUCUAGUCACUCAAGCUGACAACACGUUAGCUGGUGAAAAGCCUACGUGGUCACAGUUGGUUGUGUUUCAAGUGUUUUCGAUCACACAUUUACGUCUGUUUUGUUUUUUGUCAACAGGAAGUUUACUGUCUUGUGUGACGCUUUUCCUAGCUGUCUGGCGAUUUGUGAAGACGUAAAAGAAUAAUUCGAAAAAAAUCAUUCUACGAUAGCUUUUUAUUUUGGGCUUAAAUUUCGCGUAGUUCGCGGGCGAGUUACCGCAACCGUGGACGUUUUCGUCGAAAGAUUCAGAUUAAAGGAGCUAUCUUUGACUUCCAGGAUUGAUCAUUAUGCCAGCUCUCCUUACAAUUUUUAAAACACUGUCAAGUACACACUUCAUGAGAAUCAAGAAAUUCAUCAAUCGGGUGACACUUUGGUGAUCGAACCUCAAAUUAUUCAGACGAGUUAACAGAAAAAUAUAUCAUUUUCAGCUGAAAGAAUGGGUCUAUAAAUCCAAGGAGGGAAAAGGUUAAAAUAAUGUAUAUACCUCUGCGCGGAAUACUAUAAAAGCUAUUCCACUCCUUCUAGAGAUUAUAGACUAUUAUCUCUUCACUCUUCUAACAAUUACCGAAAUUUAUGAAAAUUCCGAGUUCUAGAGAUAUUUGUGUCGUCUAACUUUCACCAUGUAUCAUGAUGAAACUGCAGAAGUGGCGUUUUUUGCCAAAUAAACCCUAUCCCAUUUUUUAGGGGAAAAAAGCAAUCUUUUGCAGCCUUUGAUACAAAACAUCUUGCCAAUCCAAAAACUGCCCUUUCCGGUCCUUUUAUAACAAUGAUCCUCGAUAAUACUGCGAGAUUAGGGUCCCUAUUCUGUCUAUACUGGCAGUCUAUUUAUAAAGGAUUUUACAGACAACCGUGCUGGUUAAGAUUUACUUUGAUAUCAGAAGGUAUAAGGUAUAAGAAAUUAAAGAUUUUUAUUUGCCUC